ACCAAUGAACUGCACAUGGAUUUCAAUCCAUUGGAUUUCAAAAGUCAAAAUCUAACCUCAAAACGGCAUUUAUUGACACCAUCAGUGCACGUGCGAUUUCAUUAUUUUAUCUGAGUUUUACAAAUAAUUUGCGAAAAUGAGCAAAUUUCGUUCGAAAUUAAAACGUCAUUCGAAAGGAGCAAAAUGGGCUCGCGGUCAAUCGGCCACAUCAAAUCCGGAAAAUAAAAAGCAUCGCAAUGCUGCACGAUCACGUUUUUUCCAACCAAAUCUGAAUACAGUUGCUAAACCAUCAACUACUAAUGGAGUAACAUCAUUGACGGUGGAAGCGGUUUCAAAACACGAUGCUCGUCAAAUGUAUACAGGUGAAAGCAAAACCACCAAGUCAAUAGCAUCGACAAAAUCCGAGCCAACUGUCCAUGACAUUGCAAUGAGCUUGCAUUCGUUCAGCAUGAGUGAUGGGGAUGACGAUCAAUCUUAUGCCAGAACAUUUCAAACUUUCGGCUCAAGAUACAGCUCAUGUACCAAUAUGACUUUCAAUAAGUUUUUAAACCGUUUUCAACAAACCUCGGAUCUACACAAGGAAAUGCUUGCUAUUCUUUCAGCCAUCACAGAAGUGAUAAAAGAACGCAACGGUACGCAAUCCUCAACGGAAUUCUUCUUGGGAUUGAUGGAAACCCUUGAGGCUACAAAAGAAGAAAAAGAUAUAAUUGCAACUUUAUCGUUGCUAACAAUGGUGAUCAAAUCGGUCCCUCAACCAGUUUUACGGAAGAAAUUUGCCGAUACCGGCGAUAUAUUUCUUCAGUUAUUCGAGCAAUUUGCAGAUAGUGAAAAUCAAAAUGUGCUUCGAAGUAUAAUUGGAUGUGUUUCGGUAUUAUUAAGAGCUCAAGAGUACGCAUCGUGGUCAGCUGGUUUGACAUUGAAAUUGUUCAAUCAAGUGUUAUCCAAUGUUAUACAUACAAAGCCGAGCAUAAGAAAAGCAGCACAACGAGCAAUCGAAUCAACUAUUCAUGGUUGCUGCUUUAUGAUAAAUCCAGCUGAAACAAGUCAAGAUGAACAAACACACGACCAAGUCCCAUUUCAUCCUGCUGGCACGUAUGUGGCCAAAUUUUGUGUGGAACAAUUCAAAGUUGAAAACCUGACCAAAUCUCAGAAUGUUGUCUUGUACGCGAUUGAAUUGCUGAAAAAAACGAUAAGCGGGUUGAAAAAUGAAGAUAUCAAAGACAUUUGCGAGUACCUUCUUUCAAUCAUGGUUACAUCGAAAACGAAUAUUCAAAAGAAUUGUUUCGACACUCUGUAUCACUUAUUUCAGUCAAAGUCGCCAAAUUUAUCUCAAGAUUUAAUUGGAAAAUUGAUAGCAGCAAUAUACGACUAUCGGCCCGAACCAACUGAUGUCAAUUUAACACUUGCAUGGCUAAAUGUCAUGAAACGCGGUCACAUUUGCAUGACAUCUUUCAAUGUCUCAAAAUGUUUGAUGGAGCUACCAAGGCUGAUAACAAUUUGUGCCAAUGAUAUUUGGAAGUCAGACAAUUUGCAGAUUGCGACUGGUGUUUAUCAUUUGGUGAAAGAAUUAUUCGAAGAAUGUAUUGCGCCGGGGCUGGAGACCGAUGCCUACAUCAAUUUGCAUCGCAAAGCAAUCACUCGAAUUAUCACCGAACUAGCGAAGUGUUUAAAUGAACCUUUUGGUUUUAUAUCCCAACAAAUAAUCGGCGUAUUUCAAACAAUAUUUGAAAUUUGUGGCCGACAUUUUGGUGAUAUUCUUCAGCCUGCACUGAAUCAAAUUGCUGCCCGUUACGAUGAUACUGCUUCAAAACAAAUACAAAUUGAGAAUGUGGUUCGGGCGGCAAUUUCUUCAAUGGGACCCGAAGCAGCUUUAAUCGCUGUACCACUCACCGAUGCCAACGGAGAUGUGGAUAUAUCACGGUUGUGGGUUUUACAAGCAUUGAAAAAAGCAAUUAGCGGUUCUACAUUUGAGUUUUUCUACUGUAAAAUUUUACCACUUGCCAACAAAUGUUACGAACAAUGGAAAUAUCAUCAAACUGAAGGAAACCUAGCUGCCGCUCGUACAAAUGAAUUGUUCUACAUUCAAUUAUGGGAUCUGUUCCCAAGUUUUUGUGAACAACCAAAAGAUUUAAACAAGUUUGGAUCGAUUGCAAAGAUGUUGGGAGAUGUGUUGAAAAACCGUGUCGAAAUUCGAGAUGCUGUAUUUGAUGGCUUUAUGAAAUUGCUUCAAAAUGCAAACGAUGAAUCGAAAGUACAGUUAGCACGAUUCGCUCGAAACUACUUGAAUAUUCUGUUGAAUAUAUUCACGAGAAAACCGUCUGGAAGCGAGGAACAUACUGCACAUACAAAUGCAUUGAAAAUCAUCGUUGAAUACCUAAAAGUCACACCCAAUGAUGUGCACACCGAACUAUUUAACUCGAUUCGGUAUGAGUACAAAACGAAAGAGCGUAUUGAAUCGGUUCUACUAAAAGUGCAAGAGUUGAAUAAAACCAUCGAUCGAAGCGGGGAAAAUGAUCAUCAAAUUGGUGCAAAUGAAGCAAAAACUAUCCAGGACGCCUAUGAUAUGUUGAAAAAUAUAAUACAAGAAAAUACAAUGGGCGUUGAAUAUGUGGAAGAAAAUACAGAUGAAGUUUGUGAACUAUUGAAAACUAUCCCAAUCAAACGUGUAGAACAAUUGUUCAGAGGUUCUCAACAGAAUAUUGGCGUAUUUGCAUAUCAAGCGUAUUUUGAAUUGCUCAUAGCUUUGUCGGUUUACCAAUCGUCCGAAAAGCUGAAUGAACUAUUUGCGGAUUACAUUGAACCAACCUUACGGAAUGCCAAAAAGGGUGGAAUCACUCAGUUGAUCAAAGAACGCCAAAAAAAAUCUUAUCAACUUGUACAUAAUAUAUUAAAAAGUGAAAAUGCUGGCUGUCAAAAGUUUGUGAGCGAAAAUCUGCUUCAAAUCCAGAAAGUACUUUUAAAUACGCUGCAAAAUCGGAAACAAAGUUCACAAGACAUUCGUUUGAGUUGUUUGCUUCUGUUGAUCGAAAAAGAGGAAUCACGACUGCAGCAUAACAGCAAACUGAUAUCACGAACCAUACCCGAAAUUGUUAUGUCCUUCAAUCACCAUGGACAAAAUUCAAAAGACAAUAUCACAUUGAAAUUACUUUUGAAAAUUGGAUCUGUCUAUAAGCAAGCAAACAAACUUCAAGAUUUUGUGGAAAUCUUGAUGGCUGGGUUGGAUGGCGAAGCUGAUGAUAUGGUCAUCUCAAAUACAAUUCAAGUAUUGCAAGCUAUACUACAACAUUUUACCGCGGAGAUAACAUUGAAUUGCCUGAAUUCAAUUCUUGAACAAGUGCUGGCACAAUUGAUCACUGGAAGUCGUCAAAAAGUAAAGGCAGCUGUUGGAUUUUUGUUGGUUUUCAUAAAGAUCCUCCCAGCAUCAUUUGUCGCCAAUCAUUUGCCCAAUAUUGUAAAAGCAAUGUCCGCAAUGAAACCGGAUACAAAACGCUUCUAUCGCAAACAACUUGGAUUUGCAUAUAAACAACUCUGUAAACGCUUUACACCAGAUGAAAUAUGUAAAUUAGUUCCUGGCAAUGAUGAAAUUACCCAUAAGAAGUUGAAAAAUAUUCGAAAAGCCUUAGCCAGAUCAAAAAGACAAAAGACGUCUGAAAGAGAUCAAUCUGAUGAUGAUGGACUUGGUGAUGAAGCGGAAAACGACACGGACGAUAUAUUGGCAGAUUCUGAUUCUGAUGAAGAACUUCAUGAGGAUAUAUUAAUGGGUUCGGAUGAUCAACCGACCGAACGUUUGAAGAAAAAAUCAUAUGGCAAAGAAGAGAAGUACAUAUAUGAAAAUUCGGAAAAUAUUGUCGAUUUAGCGGAUAUAAAAGCAAUGAGCAGCAUUGCCACAACGAAACCCAUACCCAUGAAGAAUAUUGGAGCAACCGUUGAUGUUAAGAAAAAUAUAAAAGAUCCAAAUCGUGGAUUCAAAGUGGAUAUCAGUGGAAAGUUGUUAAUUGAAGAGCCGAAAAGAGGUGGCAACAAGCACAGCGAUACCGAUUCUGACAACGAUGACAUGGAUGAAGAUAAUAAGAAGGAAAUUCCAUCGAAUGAUUCGAAUAGUGAUGAUGAAAUAGCUGAAAAUAGCAAAGCAAAGUCACGGAAACGAAAGGCAAGCAGCAGUCUGAGUCAGGUAUCUGGAAAGACUGGAGCUAGCAGCAAAUAUGUUGCUGGUGGAAAAGGUAUUCAUCGACCACUAAGUGAAGCAGCUUCAGUACGUUCGGGAUACACUAACGUUUCGGGCAGAACCGAUGUUAGUAAAAAGUCCACAGCAUACGGUAGUGAUUAUCGUGCCAAGAAAUCGAAAGGAGAUAUGAAAAAGAAAGGCACCUUUGAUCCAUAUGCGUAUAUCCCACUCAGUCGGAAUAGCUUGAACAAACGGAAGCGCGCUAAAAACAACGGGCAAUUUAAAAAUAUUGUGCAAGCAGCUCGGAAGGGUGCCGCAACCGGUUCUAAACGACGUAAAGUUUAAUCUUGCUUGUCAGCCAAAAAAUCGCUAAGAAAGAAAGUGGGAAAAUAUUUAAAGACGCGUUGAGAGCUUGGUAGAAUACUUGCUGUAAUCAAACGUCAUAUACAAUGAUAAGAAAUAAAAUAAAUUUUAUUUUAAA
This is a messenger RNA of Sitodiplosis mosellana (orange wheat blossom midge), 4646 nucleotides long. Its product is annotated as RRP12-like protein. The transcript has 9 exons. The record is from RefSeq and is a predicted model, not a curated record. The coding region runs from base 137 to 4510 and encodes 1457 amino acids. Lineage: Eukaryota; Metazoa; Arthropoda; Insecta; Diptera; Cecidomyiidae.